AUGGCGGCCGCGGAUCCCCGGUCCUCGAGUGACGGCGGGCCGGCCAGCAGAGGAGGAUUCCCGGCCGGGGAGAGCAGCAACGACCGUAACGGGCCGGGCGGCGGAGGCAGCGGGGAAGGCGAACGGGAGCGAGACCGGGCAACGUUCGAGUGUAACAUUUGUCUGGACACUGCGAGGGACGCUGUCAUCAGUAUGUGCGGACACUUGUUCUGGUACGGUCCAAGGCGGGGGAAGCGGGCAUGUUUCUAUGCGUGGAGGUGGUCAUUCCUGUGCGGGUUUAACCACCUAACAUAAAGUAUGUUUUUUCCCGUUUGUGCGGCCUCGUUUAACCUCUAGUAUGAGUUAUUUGAAGGCCAGUAAGACGCUGAUAUGAGUCUGUUAUCCCUGCUUGUUGUUGGGGCUGAGAGUGGCCAUGAUAGCUUGUUAAAUAUUAGAGAAGAGGGUGUUGGUUUGCUGUCAGUACAGCUGGUAUAGGGGAGAGUGGGGUGAGUUGAGCCACCUCCUGUUCCUUGGAAAUAGCAAAAGAAAUUGAUCAUGUGACCAAAUAUUUAGGAGAUGGGCAUCAAUUCAUGGAGUCUGUGAAGGUUAGAAGCACAUGGGUGAAGGGGUUAGACAUUUAUUUACAAAAAAAAAAACAUUUUACAUGCUUGAAACUGAAUGAAGUCUUUCAUAAUUUUUAUAAGAAUUGUGUUCAGACCAAAAAAGAUCAUUUUAACUUUGUUUUAUACAUCAAUUGUAUACAAUACAUCACACGCUCCAGCCAAAUGGUCAGCACUUAUAGCCAAUCAGAGGCAAUAAGAUAAGCACAUGAAACUAUGGUAACAACCGUUAGCUUACGUUAGCAAAGAUGAAAGUUCAAGUAAAGACGUUUAGCAAACUUUUAAAGAACACAAACCAUCGUCAUAUCAGAAAAAAUGAAUGCUGCAAUAUCACAGGGUGGGAAAACGUCGCUGAUGUGAACGCUUGUAUUGACAGGAUACGGGUUUGAAAAAAAAAAAUUUGACGUCCGAAAUAAUCGCAGGAAAAAAACAGUCCCAGUGUGAAAGGACCUUAAGUUGACCAUAGGAAACCACUUUUUUUGGCAUGCUAUAUUAUCAAGAGAGUUAUGUUUACGCCUUUAUGUAUUUAAUAUCUAUCUUGAUGUAGUGAUCUGAAAUAUGAAAAAUGGCUCAUCUUACCCCACUCUCCCCUAACUCAUAUGUAGCUGCCCUUUAUCCCUGUUUACAAAUACCGCAUUUACAGCCUGGAGAGCAUGCUGUGUAGGUGCUUCUGACAUACAUAUUGCACAUGUGAUUCUCCGAUCUUGUGAGGUAUCAGGCGCUCGCAGCUGAUCAUGUCAGAAGGUUUGUUGUUGGUCAGAGAUCACAUAGACAGCCAGAGCCUCCUUUGAAAAUGUACAGGCUUAGGUGAAACAUUAACUCUGCUGACGAAGUUAGUCCGUACAUGUGCAGGUGAAUAUUCUGAGCUGCAAAGUCCAAACAUCCUCCCAGGGAAAGACUUGGGAAUGCAGAUCCACUGGUUAGUGUUUUCGCUCCUUUUCUCAAUUUCAUAUCUGAGUCAAACAAAUCGGUUUUUCUUCUCUGGUAUUUUGAAGACAUCAACUCGUGUUCCACGAGUAUAUUACUAUCAUUUCUGGGAUGUAUACUCUGAAAAGUUACAGAGAAAAAAGUUGAUCUAAAAUAAAGAGGUGUGUCAACUCAUUUUACUUGCAACAAGGAGUUUCUGUUACUCAUUCCUAUAAAUACGCUGAGGGAUAUUUGGAGUUGCUGUCAUUUCCCUACAUAGUACUGUAAUAAACGAGUCAAGUCACUGUUAGACUGCACCUUACUAGUAUCUCAUGUCUUGUCUUCUAUCUUUCUUGAAAUCAAAGACUUGCGCAACCUCUCAUCUUGAUAUCGUCCACCGUGACGUGAGGCUCAUUCAGGAGUUGUGUGUGUUGACUGACAGCCAUGCUCGCUCAGGCUAAUGUGAGAUUACAGCCACGGAGAGUAGGAUUGGGGUCAAAGCUAAAGGUAUUAUGCUCAGAAGAAAACGUAUCUUAUCUUCACCUGUUGUUGUCUCAUCUUUGUACUUUGACUCGAUAAUGACCUGAUGGGGGUCUAGAGAGGUAAAGGAUGAUGAAGCUGCAUUGAAGUGACGUCGGUAAACGUUGAUUAUGGAUGUUAUCUCUGUGUUUGUGGUGAAGCUUGAACUCCAACUAAAAAAGUACAUCAUGUACAAGAAGCCACAUACGGACAUUGCUUGUGUUAUCCUUUAUCAGAGGAAAAUAGCGAGAUUUACUGGUCAAACCUACAAAAUAAAAGCCAAAACAAGGAAACCUUACUCCAGAUAGAGUCCUUGAACUUUUGUUCAAGAUAAAUCUUUUGGGCAAACACUUCGAACUUAUCACAUUUGUUGACAGGUCUGCAAGCAAAAAUUUGACUUUUUAAGAGCAGCAAUUAAAGGAAGCGUUGGACAUGUUCUGUUGUUUUGUUCCUGGAGAAAGGCAGCCUUAUCUCACAUGUGCAGUUGCCGCUCUGUCAGUGAAGCUCCUGUGUUAUGGCGCUGAUGUAACGUGGUUGCUAAGAUACCUGUCACCCUCUCCUCUCUCUCGUGAUGAAACGGUGAUGAUGAAAGUAUCAGCAAUGAUGAGAUGUGUUGUCGUCUGACCACCUGCUGCAACUGCAAAACAAACUUGCACCAAAGUUGCAUUACAUUGAUUUUAUAUCUCUAUCAGAUGAGUUAUUGGGCGUGUGACAUCUUUACUAUCUAUGAGUGAGAUUUCACUUAAGUACACUCAUCCCAUCACUGUCAUUGAUUCUGAUUAAAUAGGCAGAAGUGAGUACAAGUGAGUUUUAUAUAUAAAGGCUCAAUGGCAGCUCAUUCUGUUUGAACGGACUGCUGCGGGGUGACGCAGCUCAAGGAAGAACAUUUAUGAUCAUUUCUUUAUCAUUUCCUUGAAGUAAUAAUCACCAUAUUAAUCAUUUUGCACUGCAGACGCGGUAGUUCUUCUGUCUUAGUGUCUCGGUCUGUUUGCAUUUCCAUAAAGAAAUGAUCAUAAAUGUUCUUCCUUGAGCUGCGUCACCCCGCUGAAGUCUGUAAUGGACUGGCCCAAGGUCUCGCUACAAACAAGCGGCUGCUGGAAGGGAGAGGGUGAGUUGUAUUUAGUUUUUUUGCUAAAGAAAUUAGGCAUAGUGAAAAAGAUGUUUGGUGGCUAGUACUAUGGCUGGGACCCAAUAUGUACUGUUGAUGAAGUUAGGUGCUGUUCUGGGCAUUAUUUGUGGCUAUAGAGCGGCAUUUUGGUUGAAGUUUGUGUGUGGCUGUGUAUUGCUAUCGUGCAGUUGUUAGUAAAGUUGGUAUAAAUGGAGAAGCAAGCGGUCGGCAACAUUCAUCUCUCGGGGUGGGGGUGUCUAGCUCAAUGUUAUAGUGUGUUUGACCCUUAAUUAAUUUUAUGCCGGAAUAUCCCUUUAAGUGACCUACGUUUUAGAGGAAGCACAACACAAGCAAAGAUCUAAACAGAAGAGUUGAAGUCAAGUUGUGUAACAUUGGCUGUAACAUCUCAUGACUCGAGAUCCUCCAUGGAUUAGACCGUCUCAUUGCAGUUUGUCUGAGGGUCUAAAAAGAAUUGGUCUGUAAAUCUGUGAAGACCAACAACUUCUACCCUGGGCGCUUAGACGUCUAUUUUUCAUUGUGUAUCCUCCCUUUUUUUCCAGAAGAGUUUCCCAUGCUGUCAGCAUUGUGUUUACCGAAAAUAAAGUGCAGUGUGAUUAGGAUCAGAGAAGCAACACGACAAAAAUCCAGUUUGGUUUAUGGCAAAUGAGACCCUGCAUGCAGUGAAUGACUGUGGUGGGUUGACACAAUGGAGCGUGUAUAUGAGUAAACUGUGUGGUCAGGCUUCAUUGAACACUUAUUGAGCCUCUUAUAGGAAAUUAAGCGGUUAAUUUCAGGUCACAAGAGCCGGGCUGUACGUGUGGCUACAUGUUAAAUCACAGUUGAAUGGACUGUUAUGUUAACUGAGUCCUUUGGCUUUGUUCAGCUGUUUGUAUUCACAGGAAUGUCAUUCUCAGCAGCUAUCUGAUACACUAACACUGUACACUACACACUGAACUGUAACGUGAAGCCCUCUGAAAUACUGUAAAUUAGUAUGUAUUAAAAAAGCAUGUACACUGACAUGUUGUGUUUUGGCGUUUGAGUUUGUUUGGUUUAUUCGAGUCAUGUUCAAGUUCAUGUGGAGGCGUUGGGUUUGGCCUGCCCGAGGCUAUGACAGCUCGACUGUUUUGUGAAGCCUUGAAAAUGUCUAAAAACAAGUCCUGCCUGUUCGUCUGCAUGAUCUGAUGAAGUUCGUCUGUCAGGGAAUCCCUCACAUAGAUAUUUAAAGGGAUCAGAGAAAAGUCAACAGUGAUGUCUUCACGCAGAAAAACUUAUAUGUAUAUAUAGUAUGUAUAUUUAUAUUAAACCCUACAAAUAAUAGCCUUCAGCUGAGCAUGUUACCACAUUCUUGACAGUGAAACACUGGCUCUAUUUUUAGCAUCAGUACAUGCCUAAAACAGCCGUCUGAGUGAAAAAAAGUCCUUUAAAGCAGGAACAUGUUAUCUUGUUCUUUUUUGUCAGCUCAUAAGGAGGGCUCUGCUUACCUCAUGGAAAAUCUCAACUUGGACAUUUUAUCUGCAGUGGAUAAAGUGCUAAAUCUGCAGUGCGCCUUAAUUAACUGAGGGUCUAGGGGUGGAACUGACCCCAGAAAACGUUUCCUAUCUAAUAUAUAUUGCACUGGAGACUAUGAGGAUUAAGUAGGAUUAAGUUUGAGGCCUUUUUAUACAUUCAGAUUAUGUCAGUGAAAUUAUAUCUCAAGAUGGACAUGUCAUGACUUUUGGUAGGGCUAUAAAUUCUUGAUUUGACCCGAGUUUUACAUGGUGAAGGUUUGUUUACUAUAAUUGAGAGGAGCAAAUUUCCUCAAGCCACUUUUAAACUCAUAAAAAAUUAUGUUUGUCUUUGGCUACCAAGUGUAUUUGAGGGUUGAGGUUGCUAAUCUCUGUUUCAAAUGGAUAGAAAUGCAGAAUAGGAAAGUUUGAGUUAAAUUGUAGUAUUGGAUGUGUUGGCAUACAUUAGAACAAAGAACAUUGUUGUCCACAUGUUUCAGUGGUCAUUAGCUGUAUUCAUGUAAACAAUCCUUGUGAAAGUCAAAAAAUUAAGGGCCUGUGUCCAUUUACAGUCUUCUUUGAGCAGGCGCUGCUUUUAUCCAACGGAAGUAAAUUUUCAAAUGAAAGUGACAGGAAUUUUUUGUGGCAUUGGCGGCUUGUCCCUCCUGUCGUAGUAUCCUUGAAAAGGAAGUAAGUUCCUUAUUGCAUUUGUCAGAACUCCAGACCCUUCUUGAUUUUGAUUGGUCAGUUAUGGAAAAGUUCCACUGAUGAAUGUGAUUUUGUUUCAAAAGUUAAACUGUUUUUAGCGGAGAACACUGAAAACUUAUUUACAGUCUUCUUGAGUUAAGGAUAAUGAGCAUCUGAAACUCUGAAUUGCAUCUGUUAUGUACAGAAAAAUAAAGAUGUUCCUAGUGGACACAGGCCCUAAUGAAACCCUAUGACCCACUGCAGUCAUCGAGGUAUCUUCUUCUUUAACUGGCUCAAUGAUUAGUUAAAUUAGUGAAUGGUUAAUCAAAGUUAUAACUCUAAGAAAACGAGUAUUUUGCUCACACGUGCUCCCCAAACAUGUUCCCCUCGUUGUCACAGUUUUCUGCAGCAGCAGGGACACGCACAGUGAUAGCUCUGCUAAUGACAGAUGGAGCUAAUUAAUUUACAGCGACAGGGAGCGGGGAUGAGUUUAAUCAGCUACGUCAUAAGGAACAGGUUUUUCUGGCCAGGUGGGGGAUGCAUAGAUGACGGGGGGAAAAUCUGACUCAAAGAUGUACAGAAAAACAGCCGUACACUCUCUUUAUUCUAAUCAGUACGAUUGAUUUGAUACUCAUGUUUCUCUCUUUCUCUCUCUCUUUGUUUGUUUGCAGCUGGCCCUGUCUUCACCAAGUGAGUAUUUCUUCUUUGUCAUGUCACCUUCACUCAUAAAAAAGGACCUGUAAGGUGUUAUUAUGCCCGUUUUUGGCUGUCAAUCUCAACGAAGCUUUACAUCGCCCCUUUUCAAUUAGCGAGUUAACCUAAUCAACGUAAGGAUGUGAUGUAACCGGAGCGUGUAAAUGACACCUCUAAGUUGACUUAAUGCAGCUUAAACAUGCUAAUGCACCUAAAGCUUCUGUUUACUGCACCUUCUCUUUACUAUUCAUCACUCCAGCCAGCGUGUGGAGCUGCAGACCGCUCUCUGUGCAGACUUUAAUGCGCAUGCUGUAGUUCGAAUCACAAUGAGAGAUAAUUUGGUGUUGUUUGGAUUUGUACGCAGUGUUUCCACAAAAAGAAAACAGCACAAAAAGGGGGUUUGAUCUGGUCUGAAUUAUGUAACUUCUUCCUUCCUGCUCUCAGUGGUUGGAGACGAGGCCCAGCAGGCAGCAGUGUCCUGUCUGUAAAGCAGGAAUCAGCAGAGAGAAAGUCAUCCCACUGUACGGCCGAGGGAGCUCCAGCCAAGAGGACCCCAGGUACCCUACAAGUGUUCUUCAUGUGCAUGUGGAGUUAAAGUGAAAGCCUCUUUGUCACCUCAUCACUGAGUGUUUUGUUGUUGUCGCCACUCAGGUUGAAAACUCCUCCACGGCCUCAGGGACAGAGAACAGAGCCAGAGAGUAGAGGCGGGGUGAGUGGAUUGAAACUUCUCUAAAGGGGUCUAAUGUACACACAACAGCACAGGGAGUACUGUGUUAUCAGUAUCUGUGGCAUUUUCUGUGGAAAAGGGACAGUGGUGUAAGGAUGUCUGAUCCACAGGGAUGAGUUUUGGUUCACUUUACAUCACUGCAGUGAGAACACAAAGCAACCCCAAAGGGAAAAUAUAACAAUGAAUAACUUUCAUCUUUACUGGAAUAAAGAAAAUGAGCUAUAGGUGUGUACGCUUUGUGCUGUGUCUUGGUCAAAAUAGAAUGUACAUGAAGCAGCGGAGUAAGUUUUGGACCCUGUAUAAACCAGCUCUGAUCAGCCUCUCUCUGACCGGUCAGUUUUGAUUGAAUAUUGAAACCCGUUUGUCUCUCUCUCUGUCUGUAGAUGUUUCAGGGUUUCGGGGACACUGGCUUUCACAUGUCUUUUGGCAUUGGUGCUUUCCCCUUUGGCUUCUUCACUACAGUCUUCAACACCAACGACCCCUUUCACAGAGCAGGUAAAGACACAGCAGCUCAAAAAGCAACCCUAACAGUCAAAGUGGUACGAUCAAAUAAUGUUACCAAAUGUCAUGGCAUUUAGUGAUCCUGUUAUUUAGCCUUUUAAUCUCUUUUUUUGAUUUAGUUUCUGUCAUGAUUGAAAAGGUAUAUUUUACUGAAUUAUGAGGCUAUAGAUGUGAAAUGAAAACAGUGACAACAGUUGUUUUCCUUUAAUGUAAAUACCGCAGUGAAGUUAGUUUUACGUUGGAUAUCGGACGGACAUUCACUGCAGAUCUACCGGUGUCUUCUCACUCUCCUUAACCUGGAAUAGUAACAACAGCAGUGUUGUUAAAUCUACUCGGCAUCCUCGCUGUCAAUGGCGGGUUUUGAAUAAGGGACCGUCAAUAAAUUACCGGUAGAUGUCCUCGAAAAAAGGCUGUUUUCCUUCAAUAGCUUCCAUGUCAUGACCUAAAAUUGAUUUCAAAUAAUAGUGCUAAGGUCGACCAAUAAGACACACCUCUUCAUUUCCCUAAUUUGUCCUCUAAAUAAAUUGAGUGUUAAAUUUAAAGGCAAAUUUUGAAUCUUUCCUUCAAUAGUUGAUAUGUCAUGUGACCAAAAGACCUAAAAUUGAUUUCAAAUAAUAGUACUUAUGUGGACCACCAAGACAAACAUUAUUUGAUCAAUUUUCAUUGUGCCCCUAAAGUUCUUUGUGUGCUCCUGACUUUUUUAACUUAGAAGCACAUGUGCCCCUUGUGAAAAAAGUUAGCGUUAAGCUCUGUUUUAAGCCCUUUAAAAAACUACUUCCUGUUUGAUUUGGAAGUGUACAGAAAUUCGGUAAAGCAGACAGGGGUUGGUUAUGCAGAAGCAGAAACUUCCUGUUGCCCAGUGUCUAUAAUAAUCAUGUAUCAGGCCUCCCGGGUAUCACUUCUGUGUCCUAUUCUAUUCAGAAGUUGCGAGUAAAUUGGUGUUAACGUCAUUAAUUCAUGUUCUGUCUCUGUAGACCAGUAUGCAGGUGACCACCAAGCCAACGGCAACCUUAACAACGGCAAUAACAACUGGCAAGACUCCCUCUUCCUGUUUGUGGCCAUCUUCUUCUUCUUCUGGCUGCUGAGUGUGUGA
Molecule: messenger RNA, 8317 nt
Organism: Xyrichtys novacula (pearly razorfish)
Lineage: Eukaryota; Metazoa; Chordata; Actinopteri; Labriformes; Labridae
Source: the annotation of a GenBank genome assembly